Lichtheimia ornata is the source of this 1851-nucleotide messenger RNA. RefSeq lists its product as uncharacterized. The record is from RefSeq and is a predicted model, not a curated record. The transcript is spliced from 4 exons. NCBI's taxonomy places the organism in Eukaryota, Fungi, Mucoromycota, Mucoromycetes, Mucorales, Lichtheimiaceae. Bases 1 to 1851 code for a protein of 616 amino acids.
AUGAACCAAUUCACUGCACCAGCCGGCCAAUCUGAAGCGUUUAUGCAAAACAUUUAUGCCAAUGGAGGGCCCAAUCUUAUGAACAUGCCACCCGAAAUGCAAACCAUGACAGCCCAACAGCUUUCGAUUCAGCAACAGCAACUCAUGUCUCAGCAACCCCAAGUAUAUGGUCAACCUUUUGGAUCCAUGGCGGGUGCCGCUGGGAUGGAAGCGACGACGUCUCAAGUAAUGUCUGGCAUGCUUGCAGCUCAACAACAACAACAGCAACGACCUCCCAUGAUGGCCCCACAACAACAACCUUUUCGACCUGCCAACUUUGCACAACAACAAGCUUGGCUUGCCAAACAACACCAAAUGGAGCAGCAUCGAAGACAGCUUAUGGCUAUGCAACAACAGCAACAAAUGAAGUCUAUGGCUCAGUCUUCCCCAGUAGCUGCAGCAGCAGCAGCAUCAGUAUCAGGCACCCCAUCAACGGCAGCAGCAGCAGCAGCAGCAGUACCACAGCAAAUGCCUGGUGCUAAUCCAGCAACCAUGAAUCCUGGUGCAAUGCCACCCACCGUGAAUCCUCAUCCUGGCACACCCAAUCCUUCCAUGAUGACCACUGAAGCUGAUAAGGGGAAAGCUGCUCAAAAUGAUGUGAAUGCAAAGCGAGUGGAAACGAUAUUGAUUAUGAAUCAAGAGUUGAUCCGUUUGUGUGUCAUUCAACAACAAUCCCCACAGGAGCCUGAUAUUUCACCUUAUCAAGCAAGGUUGCAAUCGAAUCUCACCUAUCUUGCUACUAUGGCAGAUAUUUCCAUGGUAAAACCAGGAGAGGAACCAAGAACACCUAAUCCACCCGACUUGUCACCCUUACCUGCACCCAAUUCCGAUAUUGCAAGGAAGAUUCAUGCACUUCUCAACACAGCACAAGUGAUUUUCAAGAAUGAUACCGAGGCUAAUAAACAGCAACAACAGCCAAAUCGUAGUAAUCCCGAGUCAACAACACCUUCUACAACGCCUGCUGCUGCUGCUGCAUCUUCACCUUAUUCCCAACCACAAAAUGUGCAAAAUUCACCUAUUCAACAACAACAACAACAACAAGGAAUGCGGAGCACUCCACCUUCUCAACCACAAACUCCUCAACAACAACCACAAACACCACAGCAAAUGAUGCGUGCAGCACAACAACAACAACAACAAGCAUCACCAAGUCAACAUCAUCCAUCUCCACAACAACAACAACAACAACAACAAUUUUAUAAUGGAGCCAAUAUGUCUAUGGCAGGAUCACCCGCUGUGAGGAACCAAAUGAUGGAUCCACAAACCAUUCUUCAACAACAAUUACGGCAACAGCAACAACAAAGACAACGCAUGAUGAUGGCUGCAAGUGGGGCUGGUGGUGCAGGAGGAGAUAUGAUGAUGAACAAUGAUGGCAGCUAUACCCCUGGCAGUUCAAUGGUCCAAUCUGGUUCUCCCAUGUCACAAUCGUUGGAUGGAUUAUCACCUAGCAUGACAUCCAAUCCUGGUAGUAUGCCUCCAUCGAUGCCUGGUUCCAUGAAUCCAAAUGAUUUGAUGAUGAAUGGUGGUGCUGGUGGUGGUGGUGGCGUGAGUGCAGCUGGUGGUAUGAUCAAUCCCGCCAUGGUCAUGAACAAUGCUGGUAAUAUGAACAACAUGAUGGCAGCAGCAGCAGCAGCUGGGAUGUACAAUGGAAGUCCAGGCAGUGCUGGUGGUGGUAGUAAUGCUGGAGGCGAGGAUAUGAGCAACUAUCAAAACGUGGUCAUGAUGAUGCAACGGUUACAACAGCAACAGCAACAACAACAGCAACAACAACGGGAAUUUGAAGAUGCAUUUGCCAACCAGCAACAGUCGUAA